GCUGUCUGCGCAGAUGCCUGUCUCCCUCCGCGGCCGGACCAGAGAGUGGGAAGCUCCCUCUCAAAAGCGUCGGCUUCCUUCUAUUUCCUCCAGUCUCGUUUCUUCCCCGGAACAAACUUCUCGCUGUUAUCCUUCCCUGGCUUUUCCAUCAGGCAAAGCUUAGCCACCCCUUUGUGCGCCCCGCGAGAGGGAGGCCCCCUCCCAAGAUGGCGGCGCCGGCAUGUGCCGGCGGCCUGCGCGCCGCGUGACGUGGAAAGCCCCCAGGAUGGCGAUGCUGGCGGAGCGUGAGUGUCCGCGCGCCCGUAGGAAGCAGAAGUGGUCUGUGGAUCCCAGAAACAGUGCCUGGAGCCAAGAUGAUUCCAAAUUUGGUCAGAAGAUGUUGGAAAAAAUGGGAUGGUCUAAAGGAAAGGGUCUUGGGGCUCAGGAACAAGGAAGCACAGAACAUAUCAAGGUUCAAGUGAAAAACAACACACUUGGGUUGGGAGCUGCCAUCAGUUAUGAGGACAACUGGAUUGCUCAUCAGGAUGACUUCAACCAGCUUCUGGCUGAGCUGAAUAGUUCCUACGGGCAAGGUGAAACAGAGUCGCCAGCCAACGAACCAAAGAAAACAUUUAGCCUUGAGGAGAAGAGUAAAUCCUCCAGGAAACGUGUUCAUUAUAUGAAAUUUGCAAAAGGCAAGGAUCUCUCUUCCCGCAGUGAAGAGGACCUCUCCUGUAUUUUUGGGAAACGACAGAAGAGUUCGAAGACUCAGGAGGACACCUCCAGUGCUGAUUCACAGGAAGACAACCAAAACGAAGACCCUGGGGCACCUGAGCCAGUGGACAAUACGGUGACCAGCACCCUCACAGUACAAGAAUAUUUUGCUCAGCGCCUAGCCAAACUGAAGAAUUCCCAUAAUGGACCAAAGACCAAGGUAGCUGAUCCUUGCACAGCUGCAGCUGAAGUCUCUGAGCUUUCAGAAGGACUGAAAACCAAACCCAAAAAGAAAAAGAGAAGCCACAAAGAGGUUGAGGUAGAAAAUAUAGUUGAUUACGAAGAAGCAGUGGUGAAACGCUCUAAACUAGAGGGACUGAAUGGAGAAAAACUGGAUGCUUCAGACACUGAAAGCCAAAUGAAGAAGAAGAAAAAGAAAGCUAAGAAAAGAUGCCCAGACAGAGAUGAUAGUUGUAACGGAGAGCCUUGUGUGCUCCCAGGUGUAGGAGAGGCUUACACUGGAAUAUCUGACAGAGAGGAUACUGGGGUAAAAGUCUCGGGGGCAAAACAGAAGAAAUGGCAUAAGAAAAAACAGAAAAAACAAAAAAAAGAGGCAGCCGAAUCUACUGAAGACCGAGCGCAGGGGAAGAAAAAGAAGAAACGUUUGAGCUAACUUCGUGAGGACUUUAAAUGCAGAACGAAUUGCAGAUUGAUGUGUUGAAUAGGAAGCCUUCUGUAAACAUGCUAGCCAGACCCCAAAACGUUGUUAAAUCCUCCUGUCCACAUCAGUACUGAAACCACAGGCUGUUUAAAUCACAGCUCUUGCUAGCAGGGUGGAAAUGUAGCAUCCCUGGGCAGCAUGGCCCAUGUCACAAAGUGCACAGUGGGGCGGGUUUGGGCCUCUCCAGCAUGGUUUUGUAAAAAUAGUGAGGCACUUGCCUAUUCUGGCAUUGCCAUCCAUUACACCUCCACUCUUCUACCAAGAGCUAUGUAUUAGCACAAAUAACUUGGACUCACUGCUCCAUUGAAACCACUCCCCAGGUACUAGUGUCAGAUAAGAACAAGCCUGACUUGAGCUGUAAUGAGGGAGGGCCUUUAUGCAAGCGAAUGCCUCCACGUUGCUAGCCAGUACCCCCUGCUGACUACUCUCUUCCCAGCCUGGGAAAAAAUGGAAACCACUUGCAUUUUUUUUUCCUUACCAUCCCCAUUUUCACUUAUACUUGCCAAGCUUUGCCUUCUGUGAGUCUGAGCAUGUGCCACAUAGCUGCAUGUAACCUUUUCAUUGAUUUCCUUUUAUAUCUAACAUGAAGUUUGCUUCCUCUUAAAAUACUUGGUCUAAUUAAAGGAUUAUACUUGUGUGUCAGUGCUGGAGAAUGGAGCAAAAUAGUUCCUUUUGUUUCCUGGCCAGUAAUUAACUAUUGCCAAGCAUGUAAAAUGUUAUUUAAGAAAGACUUGCUUCUAGUUUUGCAUUAGCCCUAUCCACAUAGCUUUCCUUGGACUCCCAGGUCAUACAUCUGAUGUCUUACAUAGACUCGCUCCACAUUCACAUUGUCGCAUUCGCUAGAGCUUUGUAUGUGGAGCACUUGUUACUGGAGGGGUAACAUAGGAGAGCCCAUUGUUUUGGGUUUUGUGGUUUUUUUAAGUGAAAAUAGCUGGUCACAUGCAUAAGUGGAAGUAUUGCCAUUUGCACAAUGAGAACUUGAUUUAAUAGGACAAUUUAGCUUUUAAAAUUUAUAACAAUUUGAAGUUGGUUUUGCAUUGUAAAGCAGAGAAUGGGUAAUGAUGAGAAACUUGACCCCCAUGGAGCAGUUUUGUACUCAAGUGUUUAGGCACGUUUAUGCAAACAGAUAAGUAUCGCUGGGGAAGAAAGGGGGGAGGUGUUCCUAAUGGAUAUGAUGAAGCAGGACAGAACCUGAAUAUAAAGGACUGUUCUCUCUGGGAGACUUUUACAAACCCCAGGCCUGGUCCUGGGUUCAAUUUACCCCAAGGCAACUUGCUCCGCUGUCGUCAGUAGGGUUGUGCUGGCAUAAAUCCAGACUACCUGAGUAGAGCCUGACCUUACACCUUGCUUUGUUACAGCUGUGCAUUGAUUCUGGGUCACAUGCUCUGUUUCACCAGCAAAAAUCUGGAGUAAGUCCACUAGCCAUGCCCUGACAGAAAAAGGGUAUAUGGUUUGGUUUUGCUUUUUUUUUUCCCUUGUGUUAGCUCAGCUGAGUUGGCUCAAUAUGACUGGAAAGCCCCAUUAAGACUCAUGGAUAGCGUGCACGAACCUGCUUUAGCUGGCCAGGUUGUAACCAAGGAACAUUUCAGGCUACAGCACAUCCCAGUAACAUGACUUGAGACAUCUUCACCGGGCUUUCUGUCUGUGUGAAUUGACUUGAAAAAUGUGCCCUUUUGCCCAUCAGGACGUAUCUAUUUGCUGCAGAAUUACUCCGCUUUACACUGGUACGGCUGCAGAGUUGUGGCCUUCUCUGUUUCACGCUGUACUGUGUGGAGGCAAUUUUUAGAAAUGUUUUAAAAUUAAUUUCGGUAACAUUUAUUUUACAAUCUUGUGCAAAUAUUGACUGUCAUGAUGCUGCUGUGGCUACGUGACUUCCUGGAACAUAUCCCGUCCCCGGUAGCAUUCUACCGCAGAAUCCCCCAAAAAAGCUCCUUCCUCGAAGUGCAAAAAACACUGCUUUCUCCAUGAAAGGGGUCGGCAAAGCCUUCUUUCAUGACUGCUCUUUUGUGGGGUGGGCCUGCUUCAAAGCAGCCUGGUAAUUUAUUGCUCGCAGUGAGAUUAUGGCUGGCUGGCUAUAAAUGGAAGGCAAAAUCUGACCUUUGACUUUGAUGUUUACCUCUUCAUUUGGCUGAGUUUUACAAGGCCGGUUUGCAAGUCGAAGGAGGCACUACUAAAGGAAUGGACCCCCCCCACCCCCCCACCCCCA
Alligator sinensis (Chinese alligator) is the source of this 3620-nucleotide messenger RNA. It is a transcript of the gene PINX1, whose product is annotated as PIN2 (TERF1) interacting telomerase inhibitor 1. Bases 221 to 1366 code for a protein of 381 amino acids. Gene Ontology annotation, biological process: regulation of ribosome biogenesis. The transcript is spliced from 7 exons. Gene Ontology annotation, molecular function: nucleic acid binding; telomerase inhibitor activity. Gene Ontology annotation, cellular component: nucleolus. NCBI's taxonomy places the organism in Eukaryota, Metazoa, Chordata, Crocodylia, Alligatoridae. The record is from RefSeq and is a predicted model, not a curated record.